AUGAGCGGGUCAUCCGCGGGCUUUGUGAGCAUUCUUUCGAAGAAUUCUGAUAGCGAUAUGUGUUCUGAUCACUCUGGCUACCAAUCUUCUCCUUCAGUCGAGUUUGCAGUUCCAUGCAGUAGCUCAGGUUCUCGUGCAAUUUCACCGUUUCGACCUGCCAGAGUUGCAACUCCUGAGUGGAUUGAAGAGUCACCCCAUAGGACACCAUCGCCCUGUGUAAAACUAACAGAUGACCUCACAGCAUUAUCAGACCUACAUUUUGAACUUGAAGUUAUUGAAAGAAGAAUAGAAUUACAGAUAGACAAGCGUCACGGACAUCCAGCUCUCGCAGUUCUUGUUAGAAAAGAGGAAGGUCUUAGUGAAAUAACGAGAAAGGAAAGGAAAUUGCGUGCUAACUACAACUUUAUUGAGCCUAUUCAGAUAAUACCGAAGUUUUGGAAGCCAAGGGCCUAUGAUCACUACUCUGAUAAGCUCACUGCGGAACAAACAGAACAACUUGAAGAAAAGAUUCGACAAGCAGAGUCUCGGAAUCACUCUUCCUCAAAAAUGUCUACUAGAUUUCAUUGCCCUGCUGAGCCAAGCUCUCCCAACAAUAUGUUUGUGUCAUUUGACGAAGAUUUCGAGUUUUCUGAAGAUGAUUAUUAUUAUGCCACCGUUACACAGAAACCAAAGGUCAAAAAGGCGCCAACACCUGCACCACCUCCACUCCAAGAUGAAUUCGGAAAUAUCAUAAAGAGAAAGAGAGGAAGACCGCGGAAAUAUCCAAGACCAGAUGAUAUGAAGAAUUUAGGUCCUGGUGAAGUGGUGAUAUCAAUGCGGCAGUAUUGCACAGAUGAUUCUGAUGAUAUGACCGAGUGGGAUGAUAUUUAA
Trichomonas vaginalis G3 is the source of this 870-nucleotide messenger RNA. RefSeq lists its product as uncharacterized. The record is from RefSeq and is a predicted model, not a curated record. The transcript has a single exon. The coding region runs from base 1 to 870 and encodes 289 amino acids. NCBI's taxonomy places the organism in Eukaryota, Parabasalia, Trichomonadida, Trichomonadidae.